AUGCGGAUGAUAUUGGCAAUAAGUGCAUGUGAUAUGCAUCGAAAUGGGUUGAUUACGCGCUCUCGGGAUCAUGGUCGGUACCAUUACAGCCAAGCCGUCAAAGAAUUCAGGCAACUGCUUGAGACGCCGCGCCAGGUUUCAUUGGAUGAUGUUGAGACAGUUUUCGCCACUGUGUUUUUGAUGAUCGCGUGGGAGUGGCAGUUUGGACACUCGCUUCAACUCCACCUCCAGGGCGUACGCUCGCUUCUGGAAACACACCCACAACUAUUCCGCAUUAAAGAUGUGAAUGAUAUGUUCUUGUCUCCCGGAAUUAGUACAUUGGCCAAUGAUACCGUGGCUGUGGCCAAGGUCUCCUUCAUUCCUGAGCAGCUUUUGUUGUGGAUUUUAUACAUCGAUGCUAGUUGUCGUCCCAUUGGUCUUACCGAGUCACUUAAUGAUUAUGUGGCCCAGUCCGGGAAUCCCGCUUUGCAGCCGGACCAUCUUUAUCGCUGUGCUCGUCUCUGGGGCCGAUGCUUUUGGGGCGAGCAGUACCCCGACGAAGAAGUUAUGGACGACAUUGAGAACUAUAGAGCUCUCGAGCUAUUACAUGCUGGGUUUUGCCUACGCCAUCGAACUUGGAAGGUCCUCGUGGAAUCCGCGGCUGGUACCACCGGCUCCGCCGAACCUCUUUUCCGUGAGAUCCUCAGUAUUAGAGAAAAAUUCUCCGACCUUUUUAUUACCUCUAGAUUUGCUGGUAAUGUCUCGGCUCGACGUACUCUCAAUACCAUAUACAUGGCCGUUUCUACCUUCUACGCCCAGGUACUUCUCCACCGCCGCCUUCUCUGCGUCGAUGCUUUACCUAUGGGCAUCCACCAACAAGCUACAGCAGGAAUCAUUGAUAUUUCUCAAAAGCAAUUUUUGUCUGAUCCAAAGCUCCUUAAACGUUUACACUUGCCGCUAUUGAUGGCAGUGAUUGAAACCAACGAUGUAACACAUCAGAGCUGGCUGCGUCAACGUCUAUGGGAAUUGCGCGACUUUCACUCCGAGUUUGUUUGGGCGCAUGAUGUGGCCGAGCAGAUUCUGGCCCAGCAAGAUGUGGGCCAGAGACGAUAUGUUAACCUGGCCGAAUUUUUACUAAAGCGUUUUCAUGCGCCAUGA
Penicillium robsamsonii is the source of this 1137-nucleotide messenger RNA. RefSeq lists its product as uncharacterized. The coding region runs from base 1 to 1137 and encodes 378 amino acids. NCBI's taxonomy places the organism in Eukaryota, Fungi, Ascomycota, Eurotiomycetes, Eurotiales, Aspergillaceae. The transcript is spliced from 4 exons. The record is from RefSeq and is a predicted model, not a curated record.